Molecule: messenger RNA, 1915 nt
Organism: Podospora pseudocomata
Lineage: Eukaryota; Fungi; Ascomycota; Sordariomycetes; Sordariales; Podosporaceae
Exons: 3
Coding region: 464-1915 (483 amino acids)
Biological process (GO): double-strand break repair via homologous recombination
Cellular component (GO): cytoplasm; chromosome
Molecular function (GO): 3'-5' DNA helicase activity; four-way junction helicase activity; ATP binding
Source: RefSeq, a predicted model, not a curated record
GGGAAAUCGGCCGACAAUGUCAGACAUGCAGGUUGAAUGCAUGGUGGCUGAAGACAAAUUGAUGAGGCUGUAGAUACCCUAACCCUACAAACAAAAGUGCUGGGAUCACAAGAGAGACACCACGGCAGUGAGGAAAAUAAUGAAAUAGACAAAAGAUCGAUUGAUAUUAUAGACAUUCUCGAAUACUCUAGAUAAUCUCAAUAUGGAACAUUUCCCACAACCACAGCUUCCCUAACCCUUCUAUCUGACAAGUCCCCACCUGCCCUUUUGGGUCUCAGUCAACAUGUCUAUCAGCUUGCGCUCACUGCCUGGCUUCUUGAGCCAGACACAGCACACGCUCGCUUUUGGAAAAUAGCAAACACUUCACUGUUUGAUAUACUCACUCUUUUCUUGAGUCCGUUUGAUGGUUUGGUUUUUAUAAAAGGAGAAACGGGUGUCUCUGGCACCUAAACCUGCUGUCAAAAUGCCACUCGUCAGAACCGAUUCGAUGCAGGACAUCGACUUCACACUACGGCGCCAGUUUGGCAAGAAAUCAUUCAGACCACAGCAACGAGAAAUCAUCAACGCCACUCUCGAAGGCAAAGACGUCUUCGUCCAGGCAGCCACCUCCUUCGGCAAGAGCUUAUGCUUCCAACUUCCAGCCGUCAUCGACCACGGGAUAACAAUCGUCAUCUCCCCCCUCCUCUCCCUCAUGAUGGACCAAGUCAAAGCCCUCCGCAACUCCAACAUCGACGCCCGCACCCUAAACUCCAACACCCCCUUCGCCGAACGCGACCACAUCAUGAAAGACCUCGGCACCGGCCACCCCCUAACCCGUCUCCUCUACGUCACCCCCGAGCUCUGCUCCGGCCCCUACUUCCGCGAGCGUCUCGAGCUCGUCCACCGACAAAAAGAACUCGCCCGCAUCGCCGUCGACGAAGCCCACUGCAUCUCGGAAUGGGGCCACGACUUUCGCAAGGACUUUAAACGCCUCUCCUGGUUCAGGGAGCGCUUCCCAGACGUGCCCAUCAUGUGCCUUACCGCGACAGCAAACGAGCAAGUCCGCAAUGACAUCCUCACCACCCUCGGCAUCAACGGACCUAAUCUCAAGGCGUUUACCAUGUCGGCGUUUCGUCCCAACUUGCAUCUCGAGGUGAGGUUCACGAGCGAUCAGACAGACGACAGGUACGACGACUUUGUCUCGUGGCUCAAGGGGGUGUACGAGCGCAGGGGGAAACCGGACCGGAAACCGGAGCUGGACAAGAUGGGGGAGCGGGUGGAGAACGUCUCGGGGAUUAUUUACACCACUUCGAGGGACGAGUGCGAGUCGCUUGCUGCUUCGCUGAGGUCGCAUAACAUUGCCGCCAGGCCGUUUCAUGCCAAGCUUGCGAAUCAGGACAAGGAGCGGACGUUGCAAAAGUGGAUAAGGAAUGAGGUCGGCUAUGAUAUUAUUGUGGCUACGACUGCUUUUGGGAUGGGGAUAGAUAAAGAUGAUGUCCGGUUUGUGGUUCACUGGAGGCUUCCGAAAUCUUUUGAGGGGUAUUAUCAGGAGGCGGGGAGGGCGGGGAGGGACGGGAAGGCGAGUUACUGCUUUUUGUAUUAUUCUAGGGAGGAUAGGGAUCGGGUUUGUGGGAUGAUUGUCAAGGACAAUACGUCGGGGGAUAGGAGGGAUAACGGGGGGGAGGCGAACAAGCGGGCGAGGAUGGAGAGUCAUGAGGCUUUGGUGAGGUAUUGUGAGGAUACGGGGGGGUGUAGGCAUGCGGCGAUUACCAAGUAUUUUGGGGAGAAGGAGGUGCCAAAGUGUGAUUUUGCCUGUGAUUGGCAUAAGGAUCGGGAGGGCCUGAAGAGGAGGUGGAGGGAGGGGUUGGCAAGUGAGGAGUGGGUUUAUACGCAGAGGGAGGAGGGGGCUUUUGAGGAUUAUUAUUACAGUGAGUAG